CGCUGACAGUCUGAGGUACUCGCACACUGUUUUCGUUUUGAAAAACAAGGCUUGCUUCAAGCAGGAAGCUCUUUACAAGACGCACCUCCAACCUCGCCUGGGAAUUAUCUGAUACUCGUUGUCACACUUUGUUUACCCAGCAGGUCAAGUCUUUCUCUAGCUUUUGAGUUAUCAUUGCCUCUCAACUAUACAGUUGUUUGUGUUUCACUCCCACGAGAAUAUCUAACACUCCAUGAUGGCGUCGCCUACACGAGGGAGAUUCGAAAAUUUUCAAGAGCCUGAAUGUCGCCUGGUUGUAGUUGGACGAACCGGAAGUGGCAAAAGCUCUGUCGUCAACAUCCUGUUAGACGAAAAUUUGUCACGAACUGAAAUGUCUUUUGAAUCCGUGACCACUGAUGUAAAGCUUUACAGUCGCAGACGCUUUCAAAAGGAAAUCCGAGUGGUGGACACACCAGGACUGUUUGAUUCACGCCCCAACAUGACCAACGAAAAAGUGAAGAUGAUGCUGGCGACUACCGGCCUGCUGCUGGCCCCUGGACCUCACGCCUUCCUGUUGACCAUUCAGCUCGGCCAGCGACUGACCGAGGAGGAGAAAGCUGUCUUCAGUCAUUUGGUUGACAUCUUCGGCAACGAUUUCCUCAACUACACCAUCGUCGUCUUCACCCACGGCGACGAGCUGAGAAAAACUAAAACUAAUAUAGAAGAUUUUGUGAAGCAUGCACCAACUGAGCUCGCGAAUCUGCUCAGUCAGGUCUUUCAUCGAUAUGUGGUCUUUGACAACACCAAAAAAGGAAACAGUGCGAAAACUCUCUUCGACAUGGUCGAGGGUAUGGUUCGAAGAGACCAGGCCAUGUAUUAUAUAAAUCAAUUCUUCUCUGAUGCGGAGACUGUGAUCUCACAAGUAGACGAAGAAGUAGAACAUAACUACCGUCCUGAAACACUCAGAGAAAAAGCCCGUGAAGCAAUGACCGGAAGUGAGCUCGUACAGGUCAUCAACAACAUUAAAAGAUCAGCAUCAGCUGCAAGCUUAUCAAAAGAGAUAGACCACGAAGUGAAGGAGGCAGGAAAGAAGAAGGACGACAGAGAACUGGUCAGCGUAUUGGUUCGAAUGAUCCGCACUUUGUCCAGACGAGAGGUUAACGAGGGUAAAAGGCAGUCAGCAAUUCAAAGCAUGAUGGUCUCGUCCUCUAUGGUGACCCUAUUGCCUCUUCUAGAAUGAAUACCGAUUCUUCACCUAUGGCUUAUUUUUGUGGACGAUUCGGACAAAUCACAACACCACUGUAAAAAGCUAAUUGGCCAAUUACCACUUUAUUUAUCUCGUAUUAUUUUCGGCAAAACAUGAAUUUUAUAUUUUUGUUUAAUGGGUUCUUCAUACAUUACUUUGUGUGUAUUUCUCUCUUAAAAUGAAUCGUCCAUUUCAUGUUUUUAAUUUCUUUGUUGUGCUCUAUUUCUUUG
Molecule: messenger RNA, 1455 nt
Organism: Pomacea canaliculata
Lineage: Eukaryota; Metazoa; Mollusca; Gastropoda; Architaenioglossa; Ampullariidae
Product: GTPase IMAP family member 4-like
Exons: 6
Coding region: 233-1219 (328 amino acids)
Molecular function (GO): GTP binding
Source: RefSeq, a predicted model, not a curated record